AUGAGCGGCGUCUUCGUACUGGCACGAGAUUGCACCCUGGUACCGAAAUGGCCUUUGGUGCCUCGUGAUGAUAAGGCGAGGGAAGGCAGCGCCUCGAUCCCUAGAAUAGGCAUCCUGACACCUACCCAUUAUUGGCAUGAUUCCCGUUUCGUUGAAGCUGUGAGGACAGCAGAAGCACUCCUCUUCGACUUUAUUAUUAUGCAGACAUUCCGCGGCAGGUCCGUACUGACAAGCACACUCGUUGAAUACAAGAGAUUCUCUCGAUCAUGUACGCCCUUCGGCGCAAGUAUCGAAGUCGCCGCUUUUGGAUAUCUGGCCGAUGGCGGCGGUUCUGGGCACAAGCAUAUGUUCCAUCACCAACUGCAGCAGUAUGCAAAGCGAGCAGCAGAGAACAACGAGAAGCCCGAUCUGGAACAGCUUCUAAAGCGAACCGAGGAAGACGAAGAGAUUGCUAGAGAGUAUAAGCGCCAGCUACCCGAUCUUGUAAGCGGCGUACUUGGAUCUUUGACUUGGAGUGUAUGCCCAGGUGUCAGGGUCCAUCACGUGCCUGAUGCCUGA
Messenger RNA from Pseudocercospora fijiensis CIRAD86, 558 nucleotides. RefSeq lists its product as uncharacterized. The transcript has 5 exons. The coding region runs from base 1 to 558 and encodes 185 amino acids. NCBI's taxonomy places the organism in Eukaryota, Fungi, Ascomycota, Dothideomycetes, Mycosphaerellales, Mycosphaerellaceae. The record is from RefSeq and is a predicted model, not a curated record.